This is a messenger RNA of Cuscuta europaea, 1404 nucleotides long. Lineage: Eukaryota; Viridiplantae; Streptophyta; Magnoliopsida; Solanales; Convolvulaceae. The record is from the annotation of a GenBank genome assembly.
CUUAUGGUUUGUUUGUUGGAGGCCUCCUAGGACCGACCGACCAACCCCCAUCUGGCCUCCUCCGUUCGCAUAAUUUCUUUCCAGGUCUCCAAUGCCGCCGGAUCGAUGGCUUUUUUCAGAUCAGUCAAAGCGCUAAUUUCCCGAACCAGAAAGCUCAAUGGCAGUGAUCCUCCUAGAACCUUCUUCACCACAGCCUUCUCUUCCUCAUACGCUUUCGCGCCGCCUCUCUACCCCGACCCCUCUGCCUACCGCCGCCACCGCCAUUUCCUCGCGCGCCGUAACCUCUUUUCUCCUACCUUCUCUGGUGCCACCACUGUCGUCGCAAACUCUUUCCCGCUCUUUCUCUCCUUUCCUCCUUGGAAGCUCCUGCAAUUCUCAACGCCACUCCACCUCCAUCCCAAGCUCGCCCUCCUUCGGGUCAAAGCUCUCAAUUUGAAAUUCCCAUACAAGCUAGGGCUUCAGUCAGCUUCCUACGCACCGAAACUGCUCCUUAAUGGUCCCAGGGAAAAGCAAGUCGUCGAAUCUCAGACCUUUGCUGGAAUUAGAGACAGCUUUGUCAAUUUCCCGAAUUGCAUUUCGUUCAGUCGAUUGCUUUCCGGCCCAUUACUCUCGUGGAUGAUCACACAAGACAUGUAUCUUCCUGCAUUUGUUGGGCUAGCGUUUGCUGGUGCGAGUGAUUGGUUAGAUGGGUAUAUAGCCAGGAAAAUGGGGAUUGAUUCUGUGGUUGGUUCCUACCUCGAUCCUCUUGCUGACAAGGUGCUAAUUGGAUGUGUUGCUCUGGCAAUGGUUGAGAGGGGUCUUUUACAACCUGAACUUGUUGCCCUUGUGGUUCUACGUGAUGUUGCCCUCGUUGGUGGUGCUCUUUACAAAAGAGCUAACAGUUUGGAAUGGAAGUGGACAAGUUGGAUAGACUACUUCAACCUGGAUGGAAUGCGUCCCCAGAAAGUAGAGCCUCUUAUGAUUAGCAAGAUAAAUACUUUCUUCCAAUUGGUAUUAGUUGCAGCAGCCCUACUCCAACCUGAACUGGGCAAUGCGGAGACUCAAACAUAUAUCAGCUAUAUCAGUUUGGUAGUUAUGCUAACCACAGUAACCUCAACUGUUGCCUAUGGAUCACAACACCUCAGGACUGGAUAAAGCAAAGAAUGUGGAGGCAAUGUUCUUUUUAGUAACAGAGAUGCCUCACUGGUGUAGAUUUGCAACUAACAAUUUUACAAUGCAAGAAAUGUUGUAGGAGUUCACAAGUGUAGAAUUGCAAUUAACAAUUUUACAUGCAAGAAAUGUUGUAUGAGUGCUUCAGUGCUUGAGUUUAACGAAAGUAGGCUAAAGUACUCUUGUAGACCAAAAUAUCAAUAAGAAUAAUAUUAUUCAAAUGCUGCUCUUAUUUUUGAAAAUAACAUCAAAGUG